AUGCCCUCGCAGAUAGACGUUAUAGAUUCCCAUAUUGCUUCCAGUGAAAGGGAAAAGUACAAUGAACUUCUCGCACUGGAGAUACAGCAGUCCAAUCGUUCGUAUUGGAAGUUCUCCACAGUCACCGGUGUGUUCAAACAAUCAUUAACUGAAACCAACGAAGCCACUUUUGACUAUUCAAAGGAAAGGUUCGGAUUAAACUUGGAAUCCUGGGAUAAGGUGUUUGAUUAUGUCCAUGAGCUUAACGCCACAGCCGAAAGUGACAAUGUUCGGUACAAGGUACUUUUUCUAGCUAGACACGGACAAGGAUACCAUAAUUUGGCACAUUCUCAAUACGGAGAUGAUGCUUGGAAUAAUUAUUGGUCGAAAUUAACCGGCGAUGGGAAGAUUGUAUGGGGACCCGAUGCUUUAUUGACCAACUUAGGGUUAUCUCAAGCCCAUAAGAAUGGCGAAUUAUGGAACCAAGAGAUAGCUAAAGGGUUAAAAGUCCCUCAACGGUGGUUUGUUAGUCCUUUAAGUCGCAGUAUUGAUACAAUGAUCCAUACAUGGACGGAUUUGGAUUUAGUUGAUUUGAAGACCGUUCGGCCCUUAGUGAUGGAAAAUAUCAGAGAACAAAUGGGGGUUCAUACUUGCGAUAAAAGACUGCCACGAUCAGUAAUUGACUAUAAAUAUUGUCCCUUGGGGAUCGAGAUAGAAGACGGGUUUGUGGAACAAGAUAUCUACUAUCAAGAUGAUUAUCGAGAAUCAACGGCUGAACAAGCCAUUCGACUCAACAAGAGUCUCCAAGAUAUAUGGGGAAAGUACACCACCAAGGAAGAGUCAAAUAUUUGUAUAACCAGUCAUAGUGGUAGUAUUCGGAGUCUGUUACUAGUGUUGGGCCAUCGUCCGUUUGCCAUUGGUACAGGAGGAGUUAUCCCCGUUCUUGUAAAGGGAGAGUUCAUCACUAAUGAACAAUAG
Lizanozyma spartinae is the source of this 957-nucleotide messenger RNA. Its product is annotated as putative phosphomutase. Gene Ontology annotation, cellular component: cytoplasm. NCBI's taxonomy places the organism in Eukaryota, Fungi, Ascomycota, Pichiomycetes, Serinales, Debaryomycetaceae. The record is from RefSeq and is a predicted model, not a curated record. The transcript has a single exon. Gene Ontology annotation, molecular function: phosphatase activity. The coding region runs from base 1 to 957 and encodes 318 amino acids.